AUGGCCCGGAGACCCCGGCACAGCAUAUACAGCAGCGAUGACGAUGAAGAAGAUGUUGAGAUGUACGACCAUGAUUACGACGGCCUGCUUCCUAAGGCUGGGAAACGUCACCUAGGGAAAACCAGAUGGACCCGUGAAGAGGAUGAGAAACUGAAGAAACUUGUGGAACAGAAUGGCACAGAAGACUGGAAAGUCAUUGCCAAUUUCCUUCCUAAUCGGACAGAUGUUCAGUGCCAGCACAGGUGGCAGAAAGUGUUAAACCCAGAACUUAUCAAAGGUCCAUGGACUAAGGAGGAGGAUCAAAGGGUAAUAGAACUCGUGCAGAAAUAUGGUCCAAAGCGCUGGUCGGUCAUUGCUAAGCACUUGAAGGGAAGAAUUGGAAAACAGUGCAGGGAGAGGUGGCACAACCAUCUGAAUCCAGAAGUGAAGAAAACCUCCUGGACAGAAGAGGAAGAUAGAAUUAUUUACCAGGCACACAAGAGACUGGGAAACAGAUGGGCAGAAAUUGCAAAGUUGCUGCCUGGACGGACUGAUAAUGCUAUCAAGAACCACUGGAAUUCCACCAUGCGCCGGAAGGUCGAGCAGGAGGGCUACCUGCAGGAGUCCUCCAAAUCCGGGCUGCCCUCGGCAGCCACCGGCUUCCAGAAGAGCAAUCACCUGAUGGCCUUUGCCCACAACCCACCCGCAGGCCCACUCCCCGGGGCCGGCCAGGCCCCGCUGGGCAAUGAUUACCCCUACUAUCACAUUGCUGAGCCACAAAACGUCCCUGGUCAGAUCCCAUAUCCAGUAGCACUGCAUGUAAAUAUUGUCAAUGUUCCUCAGCCAGCUGCUGCAGCUAUUCAGAGACACUAUAAUGAUGAAGACCCUGAGAAAGAAAAACGAAUAAAGGAAUUAGAGUUGCUACUAAUGUCGACUGAGAAUGAACUGAAAGGGCAGCAGGCAUUACCAACACAGAACCACACAGCAAACUACCCCGGCUGGCAUAGCACCACAGUUGCUGACAAUACCAGGACCAGUGGUGACAAUGCACCUGUUUCCUGUUUGGGGGAACAUCACCACUGUACUCCAUCUCCGCCAGUGGAUCAUGGUUGCUUACCUGAGGAAAGUGCGUCCCCUGCACGGUGCAUGAUUGUUCACCAGAGCAACAUCCUGGAUAAUGUUAAGAAUCUCUUAGAAUUUGCAGAAACACUCCAGUUAAUAGACUCCGAUCCUUCAUCAUGGGGUGAUCUCAGCAGUUUUGAAUUCUUUGAAGACACAGAUAUUCUGGCUGGCAAAACUACUUCAGGCAGAGCCGUGCAGCAGCAACAUGGAGGGGCCAGUGCUUGUAGACCUCCAGGACGCCCCACCUCAAACCUGAGCAAAACCAUGUCAAGUCAGGGCCCUCCUGGCUCACCAAAGUCCUUGUCUGCCUCGCAGGGCAGUGCGACUCCGUUGGUCCUUCGCAAAAGGAGAGGGCAUGCCAGCCCCUUAGCCAGUAGCCCCAGUAGCACCUUGGGACUGGCUGAUGGCAGCAGCUCAACUUCUAAGCACUCCCCUGUCAAAAGCCUGCCCUUCUCUCCCUCGCAGUUCUUAAACACAUCGCCCAGUCACGAAAAUCUGAACCUGGACAACCCUGCACUAACCUCCACGCCGGUGUGUGGCCAUAAGGUGGCUGUUACCACCCCAUUCCACAGGGACCAGACUUUCAAAACUCAGAAGGAAAAUCAUAUUUUCAGAACUCCUGCAAUCAAGAGGUCGAUAUUAGAGAGCUCUCCAAGAACACCCACUCCAUUCAAAAACGCACUUGCAGCUCAGGAAAUCAAAUAUGGUCCUUUGAAGAUGCUGCCUCAAACUCCGACUCAUCUUGUAGAAGAUCUGCAGGACGUUAUCAAGCAGGAGUCAGAGGAAUCUGCGAUAGUGGCAGGGCUACAUGAAAGUGGACCCCCUUUGCUGAAGAAAAUCAAACAAGAGGUGGAGUCUCCUACAGAUAAAGCUGGAAAUUUUUUUUGCUCAAACCACUGGGAAGGAGAAAACCUGAACACUCAGCUCUUUACACAUGCAUCUUCCAUGGAAGAUGUGCCAAAUCUUCUUACCAGCUCAAUUUUAAAGAUGCCAGUGUCAGAAGAGGAGAGCAGUUUCCACAAAACAUUUGCUGUACCUAGGAACCGGCCACUAGCUAGCCCACUGCAGCAUUUGAACAACGCUUGGGAGUCGGCGUCUUGCGGGAAAACCGAGGACCAGAUGGCCCUGACCGACCAGGCACGCAAGUACAUGGCCGCAUUCCCAACCCGGACUCUGGUGAUGUGAAAGGGCCGACGGACUUCUCCGGAGAAGCAUUAUGGUUGGCAAACACUCCUCGUUCACUGGGAAGUCCCUGUUCCUCUGCAUGAGGACUUUUCGUGAAUGGGAGACGAGCCUAUCUUUGUUGUGGUACAACAGUUGGGAGAGCACGAAGUGCAUUUAGUCACUGAGCAUAUAUUUUCUUGUUGGAUUUCACCCAACUUAAGAGAAUUUUCUUUUUUUUUUUUUUUUUUUUUUGAGUGA
Messenger RNA from Lagopus leucura (white-tailed ptarmigan), 2523 nucleotides. RefSeq names its product MYB proto-oncogene, transcription factor (gene MYB). The transcript has 16 exons. Gene Ontology annotation, cellular component: nucleus. The record is from RefSeq and is a predicted model, not a curated record. Lineage: Eukaryota; Metazoa; Chordata; Aves; Galliformes; Phasianidae. Gene Ontology annotation, molecular function: RNA polymerase II cis-regulatory region sequence-specific DNA binding; DNA-binding transcription factor activity, RNA polymerase II-specific. Gene Ontology annotation, biological process: regulation of DNA-templated transcription. The coding region runs from base 1 to 2286 and encodes 761 amino acids.